Messenger RNA from Soboliphyme baturini, 592 nucleotides. The record is from the annotation of a GenBank genome assembly. Lineage: Eukaryota; Metazoa; Nematoda; Enoplea; Dioctophymatida; Soboliphymatidae.
AUGGACCGGCGGCUAAGGUGUCCGCAGGGGUACGCGAAGGAGUCUCGUCGCCGCACUGGACUGCCAGUGACUCGUUGUCCAUCAUGAGGAAGCGAGUUAUUCUGGUGACAAAUAACAGUACUCGCAGCCGGAACUCGUAUUUCGACCAAUGCAGAGCGCUGGGAUACCAGAUUUUGUCCCCGCAGAAUAUUGUUACGGUAUCGGUGGUGGUGGGCGACUACUUGAAGCGUUGCCUGAAGUAUGACGGCAAGGUGUAUCUCGUCGGAAGCGCUGGCAUGGGCGAAGAACUGGGCUGUUUUGGAAUAGCACACACCGGCGUUGGCCCCGAUAAUAUUGCGGACUACGACUUGAACCACGACAGCUUCGGAAUCGUUUUUGAUCCCGAGGUACUCGCCUUCUGUUCUGUCUCGAUCAGUGAUAGUAAUGAUGCAUUGUCGUCAUUAGGGACAGGGGUGAUGGUGGCCGCCAUCAGGACUUCCUCUGGAAGGGAGCCGCUGAUUAUGGGCAAACCGCAUUUGCCAAUGUUCAGGUUUAUCAAGUCUCACUUUGGUAUUGACAUCAGCAGAACGUUGGUAAUUGGAGACGAGUAAGU